CCCGCAGAGGGGCGGCCACCCCCGGGAUGCCCGCGGGGCCGGGCGCGCCAUGCUGCUCGCCGCCUACACCGCCCUCGCCCUGCUGCUGGCGGCGGCGCUGGGGCUGGAGCUGGCCGCCCGCCGCUCGCACCCCCCCGCCGCUGCCGCCCCCCCCGGCGCCAACCCGGCUUUUGCCCGCUUCCAGCGGGGUUUCCUGCGCGGCUACCUGCCCGCGCUGGCCGCCGACUGGCUGCAGGGGCCGUACCUGUACAAGCUGUACCAGCACUACGGCUUCGUGGAGACGCAGAUCGCCGUGCUGUACGUCUGCGGCUUCGCCUCCAGCGUCCUCUUCGGGCCCGUGGCCGCCUCGCUGGUGGACGCGCUGGGCCGCCGGGCGUCGUGCGUGCUCUUCUCGCUGACCUACUCGGCCUGCUGCCUCACCAAGCUGUCCCGCGACUACCUGGUGCUGGCGGCGGGCAGGGUGCUGGGCGGGCUGUCCACGGCGCUGCUCUUCUGCGCCUUCGAGGCCUGGUACGUCCACGAGCACGUGGAGCACCACGAUUUCCCGGCGGAGUGGGUGCCUGCCACCUUCUCGCAGGCGGCCUUCUGGAACCACGUGCUGGCCGUGGGGGCCGGGGUGGUGGCCAACGCUGCGACCGAGUGGCUGGGGCUGGGCCCGGUGGCGCCCUUCGUGGCGUCCAUCCCGCUGCUGGUGCUGGCGGGCGCCGUGGCCUUGAAGGACUGGGACGAGAACUACGGCAAGAAGCGGGCGCUCGCCAAGAGCUGCGCAGAUGGCCUGCGGCGCCUGGUGGCGGACCGGCGUGUGCUGCUGCUGGGCACCGUCCAGGCGCUCUUCGAGAGCGUCAUCUACAUCUUCGUCUUCCUCUGGACGCCCGUGCUGGACCCCCACGGGCCACCGCUGGGCAUCGUCUUCUCCAGCUUCAUGGCGGCCAGCAUGGUGGGCGCCUCGCUGUACCGCCUGGCCGUGUCCCCGAGGUACCGCCUGCAGCCCGUCCACGUGCUCUCGCUCUCCGUCCUCGUGGGCUUUUUCUCCCUCUUCAUGCUCGCCUUCUCCACCAACCCCAGCCAGGAGAGUCCAGCCGAGUCCUUUGUGGCCUUCCUGCUCCUCGAGCUCUCCUGUGGGCUCUACUUCCCUGCCAUGGGCUUCCUGCGGCGCAAGGCGAUCCCGGAGAAGGACCGGCCGGGGGUGACGAACUGGUGCCGUGUCCCGCUCAACCUGCUGGCCUGCCUGGGGCUGCUGCUUCUGCACGGCGCCGACCACGGGCCCGGCACCCGCAGCAUCUUCUCCGCCUGCUGCGGCCUCAUGCUGCUGGCGCUGCUCGCCGUCGUCGGCCUCUUCUCCGUCGUCCGCCACGACACCGAGCUCCGGCUGCCACUCCCCCAGGGCCAGCCCGACGCCCCCGAGCUGUGAUGCGGGAGGGGGUCCCGGGGGUGCCGCGGUGACCGAGGGGGAAAGCCCCCCCGGCUGGUGACCCCUGUGGUGCCCCCACCCUGGCGUCCUGCCGGGGACGGCACUGGAAGCACACAGGGACGGAGCGCCGCAGGGUGAGGGCCCCCUGUGCACCCCUUCGCCCCUCACCUUCUCUUCUUUUUCAAUAAAAUAAAGCGUUUCUGCACGUGC
Anas platyrhynchos (mallard) is the source of this 1621-nucleotide messenger RNA. RefSeq names its product major facilitator superfamily domain containing 5 (gene SLC61A1). Gene Ontology annotation, biological process: molybdate ion transport. The record is from RefSeq and is a predicted model, not a curated record. Gene Ontology annotation, molecular function: molybdate ion transmembrane transporter activity. Gene Ontology annotation, cellular component: membrane. NCBI's taxonomy places the organism in Eukaryota, Metazoa, Chordata, Aves, Anseriformes, Anatidae.